AACGAGUCUGUCUUCCAUCUGGAUGGAUACACACUCUGCCUGAAGUGGAUCAGAGGUGGAUUUCCAAGGCCCUGUUCAGGUGGACAGCACAGGGCCAUCCUGAGCUGAUCUUUAGCAGGGUGGACAAACUUUGGUGGUAUCCUCCACAGGUUCCACUGAAGACCAGUAAUUGCCCUCCCUUAGAGAACUACUUUGGCCAUCCCCUGCUGCUCUGGAUGCCACGAAAACUGUGGCAAGUGAAGCUGACCUGUCCACAUCCAGACUGUCAGAAAGACCUUCUGACCUCAGCUGGCUUGCAUCAAAAGAUCAGGCAGGUGUUUGCCUUGGGUAAGAUAUACUUUGUGGCAUCUGAGUACCUGGCCUGCCGAAGAUGUAAGAGGAAAGUCAUCAGCUGGAGCCAUGAUAUCGUCUCCCAGCUCGACAUUGGCCACAGGGUGCAGUUCCCUUGCAUUCUUACAUCAAAACUUGCAUGUGACGUCGAGGUAGUAUGUUUGAUGCGUCAGCGAGGGCUGGGAAACAGCAGCAGCCAGAUCCAGCGCAAGCUGCAGGAACGUCAUACUGAGGUGUGGUUGCAAAAGACAGUCCAGUAUCUGACAGAUUGCAAGGGGAUUGCCAGUGCUGUCACUUCGAGCCUGAUCCUGCCUGUGACAUUUGAAUCUGCUCCUUCAAUGCCUUCUGUCCCUAAGCAUCGGUGGCUGAUGCAGGUGUACGCCCAGGAUGUCCUGCAAAGGCUGGAUGAGAUCAAGGCCACUAUCACAUCGCAAUAUGGUCGGAUCUUAAAAAUGGAUUCAACAAAAAAAGUGGCCAGAAAACUAGCUGGACGCAGCUAUGGCACUGCUACCUGGGCAACCAAUGUUGGUAAUGAGCACGGACAGGUGAUCAUGUCCGUGCUCACAGCCAGUGAAGGUUUUGGUCUCGGGCCAAUGAUUGAAGGCCUCAUUAAAAGAUACAGAGUGGCUGGGGUGGCUCCUCCCGAGAUACUGUAUGUUGACCGAGACUGCUGUGGCAACACUCUUCUGAGAAGAAUGUUUGAAGAGUGGGAGCAAAUGAUCAUCCGUUUGGAUGUAUGGCACUUCAUGCGGAGGUUUGCUGUGGGUUGCACCACUGACUCUCAUCAGUUGUAUGCCACAUUUAUGAGUCGCCUCAGCCACUGUAUUUUCAUGUGGGACCAGGUUGACCUGACGGCCCUGAAGAAGGCAAAGCAUGCAGAGCUAGAAGCUAACUGGAAACCUACAUCCGAGGCUGAUGUGCUGCGCAGUAUCAGCCGUAACGAGCUAGCCCUACAUUGCAGGAGAACCACUCGCGGGACCAAGGACACCCUGGCGCUGAUUGAGAGCCAUAUUCAGGCCUUUGAUGGAGAUGCUGGUCGUGACACUAUGGGAGUCCCACUAAUAAACUCAGCCCGGAUGAGAGAGAUAUUGAAGUCCCAGCGGAAGCAUGUGGCCUGCAUCCAGGAUCCUGUAGGUGUGCAGCUCUACAUGCAGACGGGCACUGUAGUGAAGGGAGGGCACCGUCUGCCAACCCACCGCUGUGCCAGAGGUUCCACUUCGCUUGAGUCAUUUCACCUGCACCUUAACAGAUUCAUCCCAGGUACGCUGGCGAGUGACACCUUCUUCCAGGCGUAUCUUUUGGAUGGACUUGCAAGGUGGAAUGAGGACCGGGCUGUGGCAGCAACAACUGAUGAGCAGCAGCCCCAUUCCUACAAUCAUCUUCUGCGUCAUGCUGUCAAUACUCUUGCAGAGGAGGUUAUGGGCAAGAAAAUCAUCCCUUAUGUUGGGCCAAGAAAGUACACUGGUGAGCUUAUUGGAGUGGAAUACCUUUACCAGCAAACUGGUAAAGUUCUGCAGGACUACAAGUUGGCCAUUGAAGAGUCCGAGACCACUGAGGUUGGUAUAGAAGUGGAUGAAGGUUAUGCUGAACUUGAGGAGUUUCAGGACAUCACUGUCCCCACCUUUGACACAGAACGGACACCUGUUGCCUCUUCACAAGCAUCAGUGUCUGCAGCAUCAUCUCCAACCCCUCCUGUCACCAGCUCCAUUUCAUCAUUGUCUGUGGUUCCUCCAUCACCAGUGACAUCUCCUGUCACCAGCUCCAUUUCAUCAUUGUCUGUGGUUCCUCCAUCACCAGUGACAUCUCCUGUCACCAGCUCCAUUUCAUCAUUGUCUGUGGUUCCUCCAUCACCAGUGACAUCUGUCACCUGCUCCAUUUCAUCAUCGUCUGUGGUCCCUCCGUCUCCUGUCACCAGCCCACUGCACAGUCAUUCAAAGCCAGGACUCUUUCCUGGAGCACAUAGCUGUGAGUUUACCAAAGUAUCUAUAUAG
Molecule: messenger RNA, 2321 nt
Organism: Rhinichthys klamathensis goyatoka
Lineage: Eukaryota; Metazoa; Chordata; Actinopteri; Cypriniformes; Leuciscidae
Exons: 3
Coding region: 216-2321 (701 amino acids)
Source: RefSeq, a predicted model, not a curated record